AAAACUGUACGUAAAGCAAUUUGGGAAAAGAUGGAAACAAUUAAGUAUCUAUCAAAUGAACAUCUUGAAAUUGUAUCAAAAACGGCUCUUAAAAAUUACAAUAAGAACAAAAGAAAUUGCCCGGGAGUAUCAAAGCGAAUAAAAAUUAAAGUAAAGAAAGCAUUGACAGAAGUAUUUGAUACGAUUCAAGCAUGCUUUGUAGAUCUAGAAAGUCCAAAAAAUCCAGACAAUCCAAAUUUUACUUGGCAGCUUGCUGUUCUUGAGCAAGUUUAUCCAGAAGAAACUACUAAAAAUAAUAUUGCAUUUGCAGUGUUUCAAAAAUAUGUUGUUCAUGAAAUGAAUUUAGCUCUAAAAGGAAUGGAAUCAGAUGAAUUGGAGAUUGAGAUUGAAUGUGAAGGAAACAAAGCUAAUUAUAUUGAAGAGGAGGAAGAAUAA
Molecule: messenger RNA, 435 nt
Organism: Dentiscutata erythropus
Lineage: Eukaryota; Fungi; Glomeromycota; Glomeromycetes; Diversisporales; Gigasporaceae
Source: the annotation of a GenBank genome assembly